UUCUAACUACAUAAUAUUCAAAUUUCUAUUCGACAUGGGAACAGCUCAAAAUGCUUACAAUGAAUGGCGCAACAAAUAUCUAAGAUCAUAUCAAGAUGGUUUUUAUGUUUAUUACAAGGAAGCAAAGGAAAAAUUACCGGAAAUGACUUGCUCAGAAGCUCAUGGUUAUGGUAUGUUGGCAUCUGUAUUGAUGAGGAAUCAACCUGACUUUGAUGGAUUAUAUCGAUACUUUAUGCGAUUCCGUAAUCAAAAAGGAUUGAUGCAAUGGCAACAAAAAACUGGUCAUGGAGGACAAUUUAUUCCUGGCGAUGAAGGGGGAACCAAUUGUGCCACUGAUGGGGAUGUAGAUGUUGCCACAGCACUCUUUUUAGCCAAACGAGUAUGGAAACGAGGUGGACCACAAGGGGAAAUUGAUUAUGGACAGGCAGCCACUGAAUUGGCGGGAUGUAUCUGGCAACAUUGUAUUAAUCACACGACAUAUAUGCCAUUGGUGGGAGAUUGGGCUGAUCCUAGUGAUGAUGCUUACAAUUUAACUCGACCUAGUGAUUUCAUUCUUAGUGGUUAUUUGGUAUUUUAUCAAGAAGAUCUAGCAAGACAACAACAAUGGGGUCAAGUGAUUAAUGCCAUUAUUUCUUCAACACAAACACAAUUAUCUCUUAAUCCACAAACAGGUCUGAUUGCUGACUUUUUGAAAUUGGAUCGACAACAAGUCUAUUUACCAGCCAGAGGUCAAGUACUAGAAAGUAAGCAUGAUGGAGAUUAUAAUUGGAAUUCAUGUCGUGUACCUUGGCGACUUGGACAUUAUUAUAUGCUGACAAGAGAUGAACGUAUAAGAGGUGUAUUGGAAACUCAAGCUCAUUUCUUUGCUGGUCAACUUGCUCGAGGUCAUGGUGAAUGCGGUAUCAAGGCGGGUUACAAACUGAAUGGCCAAUGCAUUGCUGACUAUACAGAUAUGGCAUUUGUUGCUCCUGUCAGCUUUUUGUUUUGGGUUUUGGGUUGGCAAAAUCAAUUACAACAAAUUCUUGGUGAUAUGAAUAAUAUGGUGGCCGACAAUACUUACUUUGGUGAAUCUAUUGCUUUACUUUGUUUAUUACAAGCCAAUGUAGUUUAUUAGUUUCAAUAGCUAAAAAUAAAAAAAAUCAACAAUGUUACACCAUCUUUUUA
This is a messenger RNA of Halteromyces radiatus, 1164 nucleotides long. Its product is annotated as Six-hairpin glycosidase-like protein. Bases 35 to 1114 code for a protein of 359 amino acids. Gene Ontology annotation, biological process: carbohydrate metabolic process. The record is from RefSeq and is a predicted model, not a curated record. The transcript has 5 exons. Lineage: Eukaryota; Fungi; Mucoromycota; Mucoromycetes; Mucorales; Cunninghamellaceae. Gene Ontology annotation, molecular function: hydrolase activity, hydrolyzing O-glycosyl compounds.